CAUGUGCACUCUCCUCACGAAUGAAUGGCUGCCGUCAAUCCGUUCUUAUUGCGCUCAAUUGUUCUUGGUUGAGAGAUUUGUGCUGGUUGUAGUCCGCAUUCGUUUUAAUCACGGUCAUGAUCAUUGUGAUCAUGAUUUGAUCAUUAAUUGCAAAUAUUUUAUUUCGCCUAGAAAUCUUAAAACUGGAUAUUUAAAUGAGUGUGAAGUUUUAUUAACGUGAGAUCUCAAAUUGGCUGAAAAUGUGGCCACUACUAGUUCUCAUCUCUGCUGAUUUCACAACAGUAAUUUUGGAAACCCUUGCAUUUCUUGUAAUUUUUUUCCUGACAUUAUCAGUAUUCAACUAUUUUUCAAGCGAUAUCCAUCUCUCAAUUAGAGGGUUUUCUAACAAACAUAAUUGGACUCAGUCUCAGCUUUCAUCCAAGCCAUGCUAUUGCUCUGUAUGUGAAUCAUUACUAUUAACUGGAAGCGGUGCUGCUUGUGAUUGCUGUGGAGUGCAUGCAGAUCCUGGUUGCAUUCGCAUUGCUGACAAGAAACUCAAAUGUAAGGCAUUAACGUCGAAUGAUAGAUCCCCUAUGAAGCAUCACUGGGUGAAAGGUAAUUUGUCAUAUGAUGCAUUAUGUGCUGGUUGUGAUGAAGAAUGUGAGAGUGAGCCAGGUCACCUCGAUUGGCAGUGUUGUUGGUGUCAACGAGCCAUACAUCCAGCAUGUGAAAAAAAAGUGCCGCUGGAAUGUGACUUUGGGUCGUUUCAGUCAAUGAUAAUUCCUCCAAAUUCUAUUGUGGUUUCUCGGAAAAGGAGUGUUCGAACAAACUUUCUUCUUCGAGCGGUAAACCCUCCUCCCUGGCCAGUAUGGGUGCCUCUCAUAGUGGUAGGAAACAGAAAAUCAGGUAAUAAUGAUGGUGACAUAAUUUUAUCUUAUUUUCGUCGACUGCUAAAUCCUGCCCAAGUAGUUGAUUUAGCUACCCGAAGUCCAGAAGCUGCUUUGGAAUGGUGCACAUUAUUAGGUGAAAGAAAAGCAAAUGUUUUGGUUGCUGGUGGUGAUGGAACUAUUGGCUGGGUUUUAAAUACUAUUGAGAAGUUACAAUUGAAGUGUGACCCACCUGUAGCCAUCAUGCCUCUGGGCACAGGAAAUGAUUUGUCUCGAGUUCUUGGUUGGGGAAAAGAGUUUGCAAAACAUGUGGAUCUUUCAAUUGUUUUGGAACAAAUUCUUAAAUCCUCUGAAAUUCCUCUUGAUCGGUGGUUGGUAGAAGUAUCCCCUACAAGACAUUUGGGAAUAAAACUUUCUUCAAAAAAGAUAUUUAUGUACAACUACUUCAGUAUUGGUGUUGAUGCACAAGUUGCUUUGGACUUCCAUCGCACCCGUGAAUCUCCUUUCUAUUUAUUCAGUAGCAGAAUAUUUAAUAAGAUCUUGUACCUAGGUUAUGGAACUCAGCAAGCUGUUGAAAGAAGUUGUCAAGACUUAGAGAAACGCCUGGAUUUAUUUCUGGAUGGAAAAAAAAUGGAGCUUCCUUCUAUUGAAUCUGUUGUUAUUUUGAACAUUCCUUCAUGGGGUGCUGGAGUUCAUUUGUGGACAAUGGGGGAUGAAGAUAUUCCUGAACAAAGCAUUUCUGAUGGUAAAUUGGAAGUUGUAGCUCUCUUCAGUUCAUUCCACAUAGCACAACUUCAAAUGGGACUGUCCCAGCCUCAUAGAAUUGGCCAAGCAAGCAAUAUUAAGACACCCCCUCCACUCCUCCACUUAGCACCACCAAGCUAA
Molecule: messenger RNA, 1751 nt
Organism: Gryllus bimaculatus (two-spotted cricket)
Lineage: Eukaryota; Metazoa; Arthropoda; Insecta; Orthoptera; Gryllidae
Source: the annotation of a GenBank genome assembly